GUUGUAACCAGCGGCAACCAGCGCUUAGGUGCUCUAAGCCUGUUUCCCUUCUCCUCCUGUGAACGUUACCGCCUCCUCUCUAGCCCCACUACUGAGGAUGGAUGAGGAGCUAUACUCGAGGCAGCUGUAUGUACUGGGACUGCCUGCUAUGGAGAGGAUCCAGGAAGCCAAAGUCUUGCUAUGUGGCCUGCAGGGUCUGGGAGCUGAGGUAGCCAAGAACCUGGUCCUUACCGGAGUGGGCAGCCUCACUCUGCAUGAUCCCCAUCCCACCUGCUGGGCUGAUUUGGCUGCUCAGUUUUUCCUCUCAGAAGAGAGCUUGGGAAGGAGCAGGGCUGAGGCCUCUCACGCACAAUUGGCGCAGCUCAAUGAAGCUGUCCAGAUCUCCGUCCACAAAGGCGACCUCACCGAGGACCUCCUGCGGGGUUUCCAGGUAGUGGUGCUGACUGACUCCAAGCUGGAGGACCAACUGAAGGUGGGAACCUUGUGUCACAAGCAUGGAGUCUGCUUCCUGAUGGCCGAAACCCGGGGCCUUGUGGGGCGGCUCUUCUGUGACUUUGGUGAGGACUUCACUGUUGUGGACCCUACCGAGGCAGAACCCAUGACAGCUGCCAUCCAGCACAUCUCUCAGGGCUCCCCCGGCAUUGUCACCCUGAGAGGAGGCCCCUUUUAUGAUGGGGACAUGGUGAUUUUCUCAGACAUUGAAGGCAUGGUUGAACUCAACAGUCAUUCUCCACAGCCUGUCCGUGUGCAGAAAGAUGGGUCCUUGGAGAUUGGAGAUACAACAACUUUCUCCCGUUACUUGAGAGGUGGGGUGGUCACCGAAGUCAAGAGACCCAAGACUGUGAGGCAUAAGCCCCUGGACAUAGCUCUGCUUCAGCCCCAAGUGGUGGCCCAGAAUACUCAGGAAGUACAACGUGCUCAUUGCCUACAUCAGGCCUUCCAUGCACUGCACAAGUUCCAGCAACUUCAUGGCCGGCUACCCAAGCCCUGGGAUCCUGAUGACGCAGAGAUCGUGGUGGGGCUGGCCCAGGACCUAGAGCCACUAAGAGGGACAGAAGAAGAGUCGCUGGAUGGGGCUCUACUCCGGACAAUUGUCCUGAGUAGUGCUGGUAGCUUAAGCCCCAUGGCAGCCAUUCUGGGAGGUGUGGCUGCUCAGGAAGCCCUGAAGGCAAUCUCCAGGAAGUUCAUGCCCCUGGAUCAGUGGCUGUACUUUGACGCACUUGAAUGUCUUCCAGAUGAAAAGCUCCUUCCCAGUCCUGAGGACUGUCAUCCAAGAAACUGCCGAUACGAUGGGCAAAUUGCUGUGUUUGGGACUGGUCUUCAGGAGAAACUGAGCUGCCAACACUACCUCCUGGCGGGUGCUGGUGCCAUUGGCUGUGAGAUGCUCAAAGUCUUUGCCCUAGUGGGUCUGGGAGUUGGGGCUAAUGGAGGUGUGGCUGUUGCUGACAUGGACCACAUAGAGCACUCCAACCUCAGCAGGCAGUUCCUCUUCAGGCCCAAGGACAUUAGGAGGCCCAAGGCAGAGGUGGCCGCAGCAGCAGCCCGUCGUCUAAACCCAGAUCUACAAGUGACUGCACAUACCUACCCACUGGAUCCCACCACAGAGGGCAUCUAUGAUGACAGCUUCUUCUCCAGGGUGCACGGUGUCGUUGCUGCUUUGGACAGUUUCCAGGCCCGGCACUAUGUUGCUGCUCGAUGCACCCACUAUCUGAAACCGCUGCUUGAGGCAGGCACCCAGGGAACCCGGGGGAGUGCUUCAGUGUUUGUGCCAGAAGUGACUGAAGUCUACAGAGGUCCUGCCUCAGAUUCUGAGGAUGCUCCUUACCCUGUGUGUACCCUGCGGCACUUCCCCAGCACGAUGGAGCACAGCCUGCAGUGGGCCCAGAAAGAAUUUGAGGAGCUCUUUAGACUAUCUGCAGAGACCAUCAAUGGCUACCAACAACAGACAUGCACUUCCCCGUUGGGCACGGAUUGGACAGGAACACUGGCCUUACUGCAGCAAGUGAUGGGUGUCCUGAGAACUCGCCCACAGACCUGGAGAGACUGCGUGGUGUGGGCUCUUGGCCACUGGCAACUGUGUUUCCAUGAUAGCAUCCUGGAACUGCUGAGGCACUCCUCAUCUGAUAAAGUGCUUGAGGAUGGAACUCUGUUCUCAUCAGGAUCCAAAAAGUGGCCACAUCCCUUGCACUUUGACCCCAACCAAGACAUGCAUUUCCUCUACAUACUGACAGCUGCCAACUUGUAUGCACGGAUGCAUGGGCUGCCUGGCUCACAAAGUCGGCCUGCACUCAGGGAACUGCUGAAGGGGCUGCUAGAGUCUGAUCCCACACCCCAGAACCUCUUCUCUGCUGAGCUUGGCCAGGAACAGUUGAAGGAACUGCAGGAAACCCUGGACGACUGGAGGAAGGGGCCCCCACUGAAACCUGUGCUGUUUGUGAAGGUGGGGUCCCAAGAUGGGGUGAAGAACUGGGUUUCAGGGGAGGUAAGGAAGCAGGGCAGUUUGAGAACCUGGGUUUCCUCCCGUCGAGGCUGUAGAAGCAGCUCACUCCCCUUGCAUCUUGGCCGCACUGUAUGGCAAAGGAGAGAGAUGGUGGCUACCCAACCACAAAACUGUACAGAAGCCUGUCAGUGGCCUACAGGUGGCCAUGCUGAGAGAUGCCACUGCAGUGUUGACACUCCUGUGAUCUGGGCCUGGCAGGAUGAUGACAGCAACUUCCAUGUGGAUUUUGUGGUAGCAGCGACAGACCUGCGAUGUCAGAACUAUGGGAUCCUACCAGUUAACCAUGCGCGGAUCAAGCAAAUUGUGGGCCGGAUUAUCCCAGCCAUUGUCACCAGUACAGCAGUUGUGGCAGGCUUACUGGGCCUGGAGCUGUAUAAGGUGGUAAGUGGACACCGGUCCCGUGGUACCUUUCGUCACAGCUGUCUGCACCUGGCUGAAAACCACUUCAUGCGCUCGGCACCUUCUGCCCCAGCCGUCCAGUCGUUCCGUCACCUGGAAUGGACCUCUUGGGACCGCCUGAAGGUGCCUGCUGAGCAGCCUGAGAGGACACUGGAAUCACUGCUGGCCCAUCUCCAGGAAGAACAUGGACUAAAGGUGGAAAUGCUGCUCCACGGACAGGCUCUGCUCUAUUCUUCAGGGUGGUCAUUUGAAAAGCGGGCUCAGCACCUGUGCCUCAGGGUGACAGAACUGGUUCAGCAGGUGACCGGCUGGAAGCCCAAGCCUGGGCUGAAGGUUCUGGUGUUCGAACUGAGCUGUGAGGGCGAGGAGGAUGAAACGGCCUUCCCACCUCUGCAUUACGAGCUGUGACAAGAUGGCUAGCCACCUUGCCACCACUUGGCCAUAAUGAACUCUGCAUAAAAUUCCUGCAUCUUCAGCCCACAGCAAAGACUUCAACAAUAAAAACUUGUUGAAGGAAGGUA
Mastomys coucha (southern multimammate mouse) is the source of this 3420-nucleotide messenger RNA. RefSeq names its product ubiquitin like modifier activating enzyme 7 (gene Uba7). Gene Ontology annotation, cellular component: cytoplasm; SUMO activating enzyme complex; nucleus. The coding region runs from base 98 to 3307 and encodes 1069 amino acids. Lineage: Eukaryota; Metazoa; Chordata; Mammalia; Rodentia; Muridae. The transcript is spliced from 23 exons. Gene Ontology annotation, molecular function: ISG15 activating enzyme activity; SUMO activating enzyme activity. The record is from RefSeq and is a predicted model, not a curated record. Gene Ontology annotation, biological process: protein sumoylation; DNA damage response; ISG15-protein conjugation.